CAUUGGUCACCAGAAGGCUGUGGAGGUCAAACAUCCCUCACCACCUCCCAGAAACAGCACAAACCCACGCUCUGCUCCUUCAUCUUCAUCUGGGCAGACAUUGAUCCUGGGAUUUUCCAGCCUAGAGCUCCUCCUUCCUGUGACCCGAGAUCCCAGCCCACCCUCUGCCAUGAAAAUCCUUCCUUUUCUCCUUGUUCUCCUCUUGGUGGCAUUUCAGGGAGCUGCAGAGCUGCGACUCUGCUGGCGACUCCCAGGCAUGCGGAUCCUGCCUGUCCUCUGUGCUCUGCUCCUCCUGAUGCUCCAGGUAGUGACAGGCCUGGCCCCGGUCCGAGCAUCAGCCCAGGACUGCGAGCGCCGCGGGGGAUUCUGCUCCCACCGCUCCUGCCCGCCGGGGAUCGGCCGCAUCGGGCUCUGCUCCGAGCAGGAAUUCUGCUGUCGGAUGCGCUGGUAUCCCUGAUGGGCUCCUGGAUCCCCAGCAGGACACCGGCCGUGCCCUCGCUGCCUGGUCCGGACGAUGCUGCCCAGAGGCACCAAGUGCUGCCAGGGGCAGCAGCAACCCAGCACAGCCAGACCAGGAUCCCACAGGAAUCCCACCCCACAGUGUCCCCAAUACAAGGUGGUGGUCAUCCCCACUGCCGAGAUGUGUA
Molecule: messenger RNA, 647 nt
Organism: Taeniopygia guttata (zebra finch)
Lineage: Eukaryota; Metazoa; Chordata; Aves; Passeriformes; Estrildidae
Product: gallinacin-5
Biological process (GO): defense response
Cellular component (GO): extracellular region
Source: RefSeq, a predicted model, not a curated record